This is a messenger RNA of Candidozyma auris, 585 nucleotides long. RefSeq lists its product as uncharacterized. NCBI's taxonomy places the organism in Eukaryota, Fungi, Ascomycota, Pichiomycetes, Serinales, Metschnikowiaceae. The transcript has a single exon. The record is from RefSeq and is a predicted model, not a curated record. The coding region runs from base 1 to 585 and encodes 194 amino acids.
AUGGAUGCCAUUGUUGAUGCCCUAAACAACCCUUGUCAAUACAACUUUAGUUGCCUACUUAAGGGCUCUGCUGAUUGGGGCGACAGUGAAAAUGAAACACAGAAGGUCCGCAACACCCUUGAGCUCUUUGCUCUUGGUAACUACGACAGCUAUCUUCGACAUAAAUCCGAUUUUCUCGAGCUCCUGCCAUGCAUGACAAAGAAACUUGUUGAGUUGACGUUGAUUUCCGCGUGCAACGAAAAUGAAGGCAGAGAAGUGUCCUUUGAGGUUCUCAUGCGAGACUACUCCCUAAAGCUGGCUUUAGAGGGUAGGUAUGAGGCAUUGGAGGUAAUACUUAUGGAGAUGAUCGACAAGAAUUUGAUCAUUGCCAGUAUGGAUGAGGGAAAAGGUACAGUGAAAUUUCUUGAGUCGCUAAGUGUGAGAGAUGUCUACAACUCUGAUCGCUACACGCUUCAAAUUCUCGAAGAAAAAGAAAUACGUAAGCGAUCAGUCCAAGAAGCCCGGGCGUUUCUUGAGCAUUAUCUAAAUACCAGGAUAGUUCCGGCGCAAGCCGAGCUCAAAGAUGCCGGCGCUUCAGCUCAAUAA